GCAUUAAGUGACCAAUUUUCAGAAUUUGAGCAUGAAAUCAUUGCUCUUAAUGCACGGAUAUCAAGGUUACAGGAGGAACGCUUGUCUCUUGUUCUAUCCAGAGAUCAGCUUGCUGAUAAUUAUUCUCGCCUGGCCCUUACCUCUGUCAGAGAAAUUGAUAAGCUGAAGUAUUCCUUGCGAAAUUUGAAUAGUUCAACUCAGAACGUGCCGCAUUUUUCCUAUAGCAAUUCAAAUCUUCCACCUGAUCCGUCUAAGCCUAUUUCCUAUCAGGAAAUCCUGUCUUUUCUUCAUUCCGGCGAUUUACCUACUCCAAAUGGCUUACUACCUUCAUCACAAUUAACCCACUCGCAGCCCUCUGACUACGUACCUACCGCCAAUGUCUCUCCUAUUUGUUCCACUGCCACACCUAAUCUUUCUCUCUUCAAUCUCGGACGCUCAGCCGAUUCUCCUCCGGAUUCUAUUGUUGGUUCAGUCUCAGCAACCAUUCUUUCUUCUGUCCCUCCAAUCACUCUUCUUUCUUCAGCAUCCCCACUUCCUCCAUCGCCUGCUCUGUCAAAGAAAAUUAGUUUACUUAGGUCAUCUGCUAAAACAGACUUAGUUUCAAUGCGUUCCAGGUCCCUUUCACCACCAAAGACUAAUAUUCGAUCCCUUUAUUCAUCGCCAUCCUCAAGAAUUCACUCAUCUGAAUCUUCGAGUCGUCAUUCUUCUAGCGAUUCAUCCUCAUGCUCAUCUUCUUCAUCUGGAACUUCUUCAUCUACCACUUUCUCUUCUACGUCUCCACCCUUAAGCUCCUCACGUAAUCAUCAGCCGUUAGAGAAAUCAAGACAUAGUUUGUCUCCUCUCAAUAAAUCGGUAUUUGGUAACAGCUUAACUGAAUCAGAGUCCAAUCCUAAUUCUUCAUCGAUUGAUUAG
This is a messenger RNA of Protopolystoma xenopodis, 912 nucleotides long. NCBI's taxonomy places the organism in Eukaryota, Metazoa, Platyhelminthes, Monogenea, Polystomatidea, Polystomatidae. The record is from the annotation of a GenBank genome assembly.